AACUAUAUACAUCACAAAUCAGAACAUACAAAAUACUAAGCCACGGGAAGAAACUGAAAUGAACAAUUAUUGUAAAUUGCAGACAAUACUAACAGGUAACAUGUUCACAGGUAACAUGUAGAUGGAGUGUAUACAUGUGUAGAUUCGUUGAUAGCUACAAAACAAAAUAAUCAAUUAUCCAGUUUGGACAGAUUUGACGAAAAAAAAGUCAUGGUUUGAAAAUGUGUUUUUAGAAGAUAAUACUAUUUUGUUCAAUCUACCUGAUGUAAGAUGCUCGUUCGUCAGGACAACCAACUAAUUAAAAACAAAUGAAGUGCAUUAGGUUUCAUAUCAAGAAAUACAACUGAAAGAAAUUGAUUGCUUGUGUGGUACGGUACAUGUGGUUGUACCAAAAUACAUGAAAUAACAUUUUGUUCGUCAAAAUUAUAUAUUAGUGAUUUAUCGAAGAUGGAAAAAAAACUAAUUUCCGCUGGCCGAAAUUGGCAUAUUUCAUGAACCAGAAGUUGAAGAAUCGACACUGCGGGCGAAAUGCAUUGUGGGUUGAGGCACGAGCGCUUAUCUUACGCACGUCCUUUAUUAAAAGCUUGAACGCUGCCGCAAAGGGGAGUAACACAUGUGGCAAAAUGGCGGCUCAUAUUCUAGUGAAUGAAAGUAGACUUACGUAGCUGCAUUUCUGCAGAGUAAGGCUUUUUGCUAUAGUAAAGAUAAAUUCUCGAAAAUCCUUAGUUUGGUUAUAGGCGCAGUCUCUCCAGUCGUUUUUGUUUUGUCAUGAAUAGUAAUUACCUUAUAAUUUGUAUCCAGAAUGUAUACUUUUUAGUAAACUAUAUGUCAGGGGUAGAUUUGGCAAUCAGGCAGACCAUUUCUUGGGGUCGCUGGCAUUUGCCAGAAUGCUCAAUCGGACGCUGGCAGUCCCGCCCUGGAUCGUUUAUCGGCACCACACGCCCCCUUACACCAAUAUGCACGUCCCCUACGAAGAGUUUUUCCAGCUGGAUACCCUGCAUGAAUACCAUAGGGUGGUGAGUCUGGAGGACUUCAUGGAGCAUUUAGCACCUGCACACUGGCCUCCGGGCAAAAGGGUGGCUUAUUGUUUUGAGGUGGCUGCCCAGCGCUCUGCUGACAAGAAGACCUGCCCCAUGAAGGAUGGCAAUCCGUUUGGUCCAUUCUGGGACCACUUUGCAGUGGAGUUUGAUAAGUCAAUACUUUUUAGUAGUAUAUCCUUUGGAUCCUACUAUGAGACCCACUGGAUGAAAAAAUUCCCUCCUUCUGAGCAUCCUGUCAUGGCUCUCCCUGGAGCUCCAGCCCAGUUUCCGGUUCAGGAGGAGCAUUUAGGUUUGCAGCGUUAUAUGGUGUGGUCAGAUAAGAUGGUACAGGUGGGAGAGGGGCACAUCAAGGCCCUGCUCAGUCGACCAUACGUCGGCAUUCACCUGAGGAUUGGAUCAGACUGGCAAAAUGCCUGUAAGCUUCUGGAAAAUAAGGACACAGGGCCCCAUUUUAUGGCGUCCCCGCAGUGCGUGGGGUACAGUCGUCACACGGCUCGACCUCUGACCAUGACAAUGUGCCUACCCGACCUGGUGGAGAUUAGCCGUGCCCUCAGGCUGUGGGUUAAGAAGAUAGGUGCCCGCUCUGUCUACAUUGCAACUGACUCGGAGUCCUAUAAGACUGAGAUCCAUAAGCUCUUUAAGGGAAAGGUGAAGGUUGUCAACCUGCAGCCAGAAACGGCACAAAUUGACCUGUAUAUUCUGGGACAGGCAGAUCACUUCAUUGGGAACUGUGUGUCUUCCUUCUCUGCUUUCGUAAAGAGGGACCGAGAUAUCCAUGGACGUGCCUCAUCUUUCUUUGGCUUGGACAAGCCUGGAAAGAGGGAUGAGCUUUAAUAAUAUUAAGUAGUAUUCAGGUGUAAACCCUUAUUUACUUCAUUUCAUUAGUCUGAAAUAUUUGUCUGAAAUGGCUAUGAAUGGUUUUUACCCAUAGAAAUGAGACUUGGUAGGCCAGCAAAAAGGAAUAAUUAAUAAUGGAAAUGGCUACUUUUUAGUAUCUCUUUAAUAUACGUAUGUUGAAUUGGGUAAUGUAGAAUUGAGAUACACUGAGUUUCCAAAAUGUAUAUUUUUAUAUGCACUACAGUAUUAAGCUAUAGAAUGCCAGUAUGAUACUGAUUCGUUUAUUUGGUCCAGCAGGCCUUUCAUGGUGCUGGAGCAUUUCCAGUUUCCCAAACAGAAUUUUGCUUCAAUAGUUGAAUUUGAAUCCCAGUCAAGAGAGGAAGAACCUGGGUCAAUUCAUUAAGUGCAGUCAUUCUCUGUGGCUACAAAAAGUACAUCCCUUUCAGAGAGCACAUUAUAAAAGGGAAAACAGGGGGGCGCAGAACUUUUUUUUCUUCUCAGCUGGAUUUUUCAUCAUGUGAGCAUGGGCACAUAUAGGUGGUGGUAACUGAUCCUGGGGAUGCUAAUUAUAGGGAGGUCAUUAUAGUGUUACCUCCUUGUAUAUCUUUCUGUUGCACACCGAUUUGUGUGUCUAAAUUUGCCAGCUAUUUUCCAAAGACCCUCUUGAACUCACUCUGUACUUGUUUCCCUUAAUGUCAGGCAUGGGCAGAGUAAAUGUGAGUUGAGAAGACACUGAAUAGAUUUUUGUUUGUUUGUGAAGUCUUGUUUUACAAUAUUGACUGCUUCCUUUAAGUAAGAUGUUUUCAGAAUGCUGUAUAGUUGUGUUAGCAGUGUAUUAUCAUUUCAUCUGCAUUAUUUUAAACAUGGAGUAAUCAUGAGGGUUUUCCCUGUCUUUAUUGUAACUUAAAAAUACCUACACUAUGAAGACCUAUGACCUGGAAGUGCAAACAUUCUUUUUCCAUUCCAUAUAAUAACGUCCAGUAUAUACUGUUAUGUGUCCGUUCAAUUACCAUGUGCUGCAGGUGAAAUUUGAAGGGUGGCCAGAUUUUGUUCAGUUGUAAACACCAACUAAUUUAAAUGCCUUUGGAACCAUUUGCGCAUGUGAAUUAUUUCUCCAAAUCAUCUUGCACUUUGUAAUGUAUACAGCUGUGUAUCGUCUGCAUUGACUUUUGUAACACGAUACAUGGAAAUUGUAGAAAUGACUUCACAUUUUGGAUUCUAGCAAAGUAUGCUAGUAUUACAUCGAAAGACUGCAAUACUAAAAAGUAUAACUAUGAAAUAUUGCAAGACCAAUUUAUUUGUUGAAAUUAUGUCUUUGUUUUGUAUGUUUUGGGAUUUAUCGCAAUAUGACUACCGUUUUGAGUACCGAAAGUACUCAAAUGUAGUCACUGCUAUUUUUAAAACUUGCAAAUGGAUGUCUUUGGACAGAUUUUGAUAAUACUGUAUUUCAGAUAAUAUGGUUUUUGUAAAAUAAAACUUUCUUGUUC
This is a messenger RNA of Paramormyrops kingsleyae, 3364 nucleotides long. It is a transcript of the gene pofut1, whose product is annotated as protein O-fucosyltransferase 1. Gene Ontology annotation, molecular function: peptide-O-fucosyltransferase activity. NCBI's taxonomy places the organism in Eukaryota, Metazoa, Chordata, Actinopteri, Osteoglossiformes, Mormyridae. Gene Ontology annotation, cellular component: endoplasmic reticulum. The record is from RefSeq and is a predicted model, not a curated record. Gene Ontology annotation, biological process: Notch signaling pathway; protein O-linked glycosylation via fucose; regulation of Notch signaling pathway.